CUUCAUUCAUUCACUCCCACAACAUGGACGCGAGCGCAUUGCUCUGCUCCCAAAGGCAAAUUCGCCACUUGUUGCAAACGUUUCCACGAUGUCGUUUGGCGGAUUUUUCUCAUCUCAUUUCCUGCGUGCUCAUCCGCUAGCUCUUUUUCCAAGCGACUUUAGCAGCUGCUUGUCGCCAAGCCGUGCAAAUAAAGAGGCUGCUCUGAGUCAUUUCCUCUUUUUAGGAUUCCUGCCGUUGCUGCUAUUUUCCCUUUUUGCCUUAAUCGUGCGGCAGACUUAAUCAUGGCGAUUGUGACGGAGGCUUCGAGCGUGUUUAUCCUCGUCGCCACGUGCAGCGAACGCUUAGCGAGCAUCUCGUUCGACGUUUCGUUCAUUUGAACAUUUAGACGGGUGGUAGUGAUGAUUUGGUGGUUAUCUUGCUUUUUCAUUGGUGUGGCCACAUCGACUAAGCCCUGCUGGUUGCCGCCGCCGCCGGUCUAUUUCGGGGCCGCUGCAACGAGCGUUGCACUUAAACCGCAAUUGUUUUAAGUGGCCAAUUCACCAACUUAAUGUGACUACUCCAAACGACAUUUGUAACAAAGCUAUCGGAAAAGCCCCGAAGAUGCCUUUUCCCUUCAUAUAGGCAUUCACUGCUAAGCAUUUUCCGCUUUGUUUCCAGCUUUUUCCAUUUCUUAGAAAAAUAGGUUGCCCCCUAAGUUUCCAUACUUGGAUUGUGACACCUUCAAAACAACAAAUAUACCGUUUUUUUUCGUGUAUAAUGCGCCCCCAUGUAUAAUACGCACCCUAAAAAUGGCAUGCUGAUGCUGGAAAAAAGCCUGUACCCAUGUAUAAUACGCACCCAAUUUUUAUGAAUUUUUAAAAAAAAAUUAUUUUUUUUAAGUCCCAAUGAUCGUUGCACACGCAGGGACGCAAAAAAAAAAAAUUUGUACCCAUGUAUGAUGCGCACCCCAGAUUUUAGGACAAUAAAUUAGUUACAUUUUGCGCACUAUACACGGAAAAAAACGGUAUUUCCAAAUCUUGAAAAAUGCUCGUGUGGUUGCAAUUGAAUGUAAUAGAAAAUGUGUAGCACAUUGAGAUGUUUCCAAAAGGCCGGGCUAAUGUGAGUCCAAAACAAAAAGCCCUUCCUCAAAGUUUUGGGCAUCAACGUGGUCCGAAGCUCUACGCCUUCCUUGUAGAACAUGAAAGCUGCUAAAAAGGUCAUCGGGUUUUUGCCGAAUUCCGCGACUGCGCUGCCGGAGCUUAGAAAAGCAAAUAAAACGGCAUGAAAUCCGAGAUUUAAAGCAAGACCGGUUAGCCUAUGUCCGAUAGUGAUUUUCAAAAAGUAAUUCAAUGUUUAAAUUCAUGGUAGUACGUUAAGCAACACGGUUAAGUCUGGCUUUUUGUUUCCAUUAGGUGAAAUGAACAUUAUCUCAUGUUUGUGCCAGUGUGAGAUUUAAGGAUCGGAAUGUAAUGCAUCUUAAGUAGCAUCAAGUAAUCCCCGCAUAUUUGCUGUUCUCUUGGCACCGAAUUACAUUUUAUAUUCCGUGAAAGACUAGCCGACUUAAGUUCUGUAAGGUCCUGAGAGGACACACGGCCUGCCAAUAUUCUCUUUGCAGUCAUUAAGAAAGCAUCUUGGGUGAAUUGGUGGUAAGCGACUCGCCCGGCCGGCCGGCCGCGUGACUUCAAGCACACAUCUUGUCAUUCUGAUGUCAAACAAACACUGCAACGUAGAAUCGAAAAAGAAUCCAUUGUAGAAAUAUUUGCCGCUUGUUCCUAGCCCAACUGGAAAGCACUCCACAAUGAAUGCAUUGUGACAAACUGUCAGGUUGACUAGCCAUCUUUCUGGACAUACAGUCACCCGUGAUGUUUGUUGGUCUCCACUGACAGCCUGCAGAGUGCCGUUUUGAGAAGAGCCCCCUGAAACAGCAGCAUCACAAGUGGAGGUCCCACACGGAAGAAAGAAUAUUCACGGGAGCAGAAGUCGGGCAAGCACAAUGCGAGUCCACGUGCACACCAGAUUUUGUUUCCUGUGCGUGCUCACCUUCCUCUACCAUCAGUCCAGCCACUGUCACGGCGACGACCACCGGCAGCAGCAGCACCGCGCUCAUCGCCACGCCAACCACGCCCACAAUGACCUGCAGAUUUCCCAGGACCCGUACGUAAGAAGAGCUUCUCCGACGGGAGCUUCGUUAGAGGAAGAGCAGCGUUUCUACAUCCGCCAGUUGUUCCGGCGUUACGGCCAGAAGGACCGGCUGGAUUUCCAAGGAUUCCAGAGUCUGCUGGUUAGCUUGGGUCUAGGCCAAAUCAAAGUGGUGGACGUGGACCACGAGGAUCUCGGCCACGACCACGUGGCCCAUCUAGACAUUCUGGACGUGCAGGAGGGCCUCCACUCGCACGGCGAGGCUCACGACCAUGACCGCGCGCAUCACCAUCCCGCCACCCAGCGGCCGCACGCGGAAGAGGGGGCCACACGGUGCGGCCGGCCCUCCACCACGCCUCCCGGCGCAUCUUCGGAGCACCCCCAGAAACACCAUCACGAUCACAAUCACAGCCCCGAUCACGCGCACCACGCGGAUCCGAGCCACGGUCAUCCCGAAGAUGACGGCCACCGACACUCGGAACACACUCGAGGCGGCACGGAUUUGCCUCCGUCCGACCCGGAGCAUCCGUCUACCGACCGAACGGAUCUGCGGACCUCUCCCGCCCCCGCAGAGGCCAAGACCAAGAGGCCCAAAAAGCCGGGAAGGGUCCGAGGACAACGGGGUCAAAACAAAACCCUCCCGUCUGCCACGGGCCUCUCCGAUCACAACCACGAGCACAAAAACGGAGUGGAUCACGGUCACGGCCAUUCUCAUAAGGAGAAACGGGAAGCGCCCAGAGGGCCCGACACCGCCACGGUGCCGGGCGGCGUUCUGGCGGGACACCCCGGUGGCCUGGCUCACAAGCAUGAGGAGUGUUUGAACCUGACCCAGCUCCUGGCCUACUACGGGCUGAGUCCCGACUCCCUCAUCUCUCCGGGCCAGUUCACCUACCUGUGCCCCGCCCUGCUGUAUCAGAUCGACAGCCGCGUGUGCAUCCGCCAUUACCACCAGAUGGACGCGGAAGAGAAUGUCAGUUCCGUGUGGAUUUGGGUGUGGGGCUUCGUGUCCAUCACCAUCAUCAGCCUGCUGUCUCUGCUGGGAGUGGUUCUGGUGCCCAUCCUCAACGGGUCCUGCUUCAAGUUCCUGCUCACCUUCCUGGUGGCGCUGGCCGUGGGCACCCUCAGCGGCGACGCUCUGCUUCACCUGCUCCCUCACUCUCGAGGGCAGCACGACCACAGCGACCCCAGCCACGGCGACGAUCUGGCCACCGACUUUGACGGCGUGUGGAAGGGUCUGACGGCCUUGACCGGCAUCUACCUCCUCUUCAUCUUCGAGCAUUGCGUGGGCAUGUUUAAGCACUACAAGGAUCAAAAGGCCGCCGAUAAAGAGGGCAAGAUCGGCCGCAAGUUGUCCGACCACCAAUUGAAUCGGCGCUCGGAUGCCGAAUGGGUCCACCUGAAGACGCUCGGUGACGAGCCCGACGGCAGCGUCGUCGCCUUCGACGACGGGCGCGACCCGACGGCGGCCGAGUCCCCCGGCGAGGUGGCGCCGACGGCCGACGACGGCGGCGGCCUGUCGCCCGCCAAUGCCAACGGACGCAAGGCCAAGCGGCGCGGCCACGGUCACUCCCACGGCGGCAAUUGCCACUCCCAUCAGGAGAUGAAGGACGCCGGCAUCUCCAGCAUCGCCUGGAUGGUCAUCAUGGGCGACGGCAUGCAUAACCUCAGCGACGGGCUGGCCAUAGGCGCGGCGUUCAGCGCCAACCUCACGGGAGGCCUCAGUACUUCGGUGGCUGUUUUCUGCCACGAACUACCUCACGAACUGGGCGACUUUGCGGUGCUGCUGAAAGCGGGCAUGUCGGUGAAGCAGGCCAUCGUCUACAACCUGCUGUCGGCCCUCAUGGCCUACGUGGGCAUGGUGAUCGGCGCCGCCGUGGGCCAGUACACGCACAACGUCACCAGCUGGAUCUUUGCCGUCACCGCCGGCAUGUUCCUCUACGUGGCUCUGGUGGACAUGCUUCCCGAGUUGCUCCACGGCGACAGCGAGGAGCACAAGCGCUGCCAGCUAGGACACUUUAUCCUGCAGAACUUGGGCCUGCUGACCGGGUUCGCCAUCAUGCUGCUCAUUGCCAUCUUCGAGAACCGCAUCGUCUUCCACUUUGACUUUUGAAGGUGGCUUUUCGGUGUUGACAAUCGCGGUGUUGACCUCAUUUGUAAUGUUUACGCCCCCCCGCAUCCAUCCAUCCAUCCAUCCAUCCAUCCAUCCAUCCGCCGCCACCCGUCGAAGCGUGACUCCCUGAAAGCACAAGCGAGCCCAACCGAGCUGAGCCGUUUCGCUCUUCUCCAACUUGUUUUGUCCAAAUUGGAUGUUGGUGCAAAGGAUGCUCCCUCCCUCCCUCCCUCCCUCCCUCCCAACUUGCUCACUAGCGCACCCUCAAAUGUGAAAUGAAGCAACUGUGGACUCGAUGGCAAAACUUGUCUUCACAAUUUCCAAUUGUCCAUUUGCGUUGGCUCGAUUGCGCAACCCGCUGCCCAACCCAAGCGCGUGGCAACGGUCGCGUCAAGAAAAGAAAUGCCGUUGAUGUUUGUAUUAGCUGAGACCUCGAGAAAGGUUUAGCAGAUCUUCAGUCUUACCUGUAGUUCCUUUUUUUUCUUUUUUCACUUGAUUGCAGUGUCGAUUUUAGUUUCUACCGAACGGUAUUUAGUGUCGUUUCCUAUUAACGCCUAGGUGUAAGCUGCCAAUGACGCUAUGAAGUGGAGAUUUAAUAUCUCCUUCGAAUUUGCGAAAGAAUAAAAGGACGUGUUUGUUUUUUGUUCUAAAUCCAAUCAUUGCUAUCUGGUGAAACGGUUAGUGAAUCUUGGAUGUCCAAUCUUGACGUGACCCCAAAGGUCAUCUCCUCCCUUUCCGUCGACAUUCCACUGCUGCUGAUGAGCGAGGCCGGCCGCAUUGCCUACUUUGGGUCGCUACGACCCCUUGAACCUGUCACCGUGUGACACCUUUGACUUUUUGGUCGUCACUCCUGCGGAUCGGAUGAUCCUGACCAAAGCAUGACCGGCAGGCAACUAGUGCGUUCUUGUGUGUUGACUUUGAACAAUGAAAAAUGAAUUUGAGCUGCACAAGUUCCAAUGGAGACCAACUUCCGUUGGCUUUGUAGCUAAAUUCAAAGAGAGAAAAAAAAAAAGACCGAUUUGAUGAUUCAAGAAAUACAAUCAAGUUGUGCCUGAAAUGUUCCGUAUUGACGUUAAUAAUGAGGAGGAGGCAUGUUUGUAAUGUUCUUUUCCACCCUGUCAAAUUUGUUGUCUUCGCGGUGUCGGUGGGGUCGGGUCGGGUCAGCUGUCUUGUAUUUAGAAUGUUGAACUUUUCCGUUUCGUCGAGAAAGCCCGAGCGGGUGCACGAUGAAUAGCUUGUAAAAUGAAGGUCAGCAAUUUGGUUUGCUAUAUGUCCAUAUGCUGUCCUAACAAAUGGGCAACAUUAAAAGGAUUUCUCAUCAA
This is a messenger RNA of Syngnathus typhle (broad-nosed pipefish), 5551 nucleotides long. RefSeq names its product solute carrier family 39 member 10 (gene slc39a10). Gene Ontology annotation, molecular function: zinc ion transmembrane transporter activity. Gene Ontology annotation, cellular component: membrane. The record is from RefSeq and is a predicted model, not a curated record. The transcript has 11 exons. Gene Ontology annotation, biological process: positive regulation of B cell receptor signaling pathway; intracellular zinc ion homeostasis; zinc ion import across plasma membrane. Lineage: Eukaryota; Metazoa; Chordata; Actinopteri; Syngnathiformes; Syngnathidae. The coding region runs from base 1974 to 4229 and encodes 751 amino acids.